GGUUUUAUUUUCCGGGGGACCUCAGAGCCGAUCAUGGCGACUCUCGGCGGCAGUCGUGGGGAUCGUCUCGGCAACUCAAAUCAACAAAAGUCUUCUCUUGCUUCUCCGGAGAAAGUCCGUGAACUUCUUAACGACGGGGUGUCGUCCACAGGUAGCGGACCCCACAGUGGACAAGGAGAUUUGAAAGUUCUGGACGUAAAAAGCAACACUCAAGCACCUUGCGAGGCAACGAACAAAGAAGCCUUUUUCUCAAGAGUGGAAUCUUAUUCAUGUUUGAAAUGGGCAGGCAAACCCCGGAUACUGUCCCCUCUGAUGUGUGCCAGAUAUGGCUGGAUCAACGUUGGCUGUGAUAUGCUCAAGUGCUCCAGCUGCCAGGCUUUCCUUUGUGCAUCACUACAAGCAACUUUAGACUUUGAAAAAUAUGAAUCCCGCAUUGCAGAGAUAUCGAGGCAGCUUCAGACACAGCAUGAGAAGUUUUGUCCCUGGCCUGACUUUCCAUGCCCAGAGCGGUUCUGGCUGGUUCCAGCAUGUGAACCAUCAGCACUUCUCACUGCCUUCUUGGAGCGCUUCCAGAGCGCCUGUCUCCUUGCACAGCAGCUGCCAGCCAUGAAGCCAGAGCAGCUGAAGUCUAUGUCACUGACUGAGGAUGUUGUCAGUGUUAUACUGCAGCUGAUCGAGGAAGAACAAAAAAGAAAGGGAGGGGCUCCAUGUUCUGAACCUUUGGCAGUCCAGGUGGCUGCAUGCAUUGUUUCACUCUGUGGCUGGGCUGCAAGCCCAGCUCUGCACGCCAUGAACCUGCCCAUCCUCACCUGCUCAUACUGUAUGCGCAAGGUGGGCUUGUGGAACUUCCAUCAGAUGGAGGGAAUGGGAGGCGAUGGAGAGGUGUUUACAAACACUCUAGGCCCCUCUACUCCAGUAACAGGUCCUGCCUCAGCAGUUACGCACGAGGUCCAGGGCGACCAGCCUGCUUCUGCCUCAUCCACACCUGCUACAACUCCAUGCCGCAUGAAGCUAAGGAGCCAGGACUCCACCCGCUCUGACCAGGGUGAGGGAACCUCCUCCCCCGUGGCAUUGCGUGCUCGAAGCAGAGACUCACCAAGCCCCAAUGAAGAGCUGCCAAGUCCUUUGACCAGAGGCAAAAGGACCGCAACUCGCAGUAAAGGACAAGGGGACAACUUUGGGGGUGAUGGCGCUGCCAGCCUGCAGCACCCUCCUAAACGCCUGUGCCUCUCAUCAGUCGGUGGUCCUGAUGGGCUCCUGCACAAGAAUUCAUUUGACCCCCUCGCUCAGCACAGAGACUGGUGUCCCUGGAUCUCUGUAGGAAAGGAGAAUGUGGAUCCAGGGGCAAUCCAGUUUUUGGAUGGCGGUGCAGCACUUCAUCAGCAGGGCUGGAAGGCUGCUCUCGACCUCCUCGUGCCCAUGAAGAAGAACUCUAAUACAGCAGGAGGCAGUCCAGCACAGGGCCCACGUGACAAGUCUAAAAGGGUGUUUGCUAUAUUCCGUCAGUGGCAGGUAUCCUCCUCUCCGUCUCAGUAGACUGUUACAUACAAACAGCAUUGCAACACUGAAUUGAUGAACUGUCCUGCCUUCUUUUUAUGGUACCGAGUCUGUAGUACCAAUGACAGGAGUGUCAUAUCAUAUCAAUGUACGCCAUCCCAUAAAGUCGUGUUUCUGGAGGAAGUUGAUUGUGUCUUUAGGCAAAUGAAUGAGUGUCUUCUCUGUGAACAGUGAAAUAUGUGAAGGAUGCCCGUGUGGCAUUAAAACAUUUGAAUUCUGUGUCAUGAAAAUUGGGAUGUGUGACUACUGGGGGGGCCUUUCUAUAGGCCUUAUAUCAUGUGUAUACGUAAGUAGUAAUAGAAUACAUCUCAGCAUUUAAAUUGACCACAGGCAAGACAUCUACAACUAACCUCACAUGAAGUCGGCUUUGGUAGUCCUUGGUGGUAGUCUGGAAUUCUGUGGAACAAGACAAGUCCCUGAUCGUGAGAAAGGGCCAAAUGGCUUGACACUGGAAAGGCAACAUUUACCUUCAAUGUAUGUUGAGUCAUUUGAGGGAGUGGUAAACAUUAACCUCAGAUUAGCAAAAAAUACUGUGAGGAAAUCAUUUUUGUGUGUUUACUGUUGUGGAUGUGAGUUCUCUUUUUAAAGGAACAAUUCUUUAGCUAGUGAAAUGUUUUCAUAUAGUCAGUGCUAAAAUCCUGCGUAUUGCAGGCAGGUAGAACCAUGUGCCAUAAACUUCCAGUCAAUUUUGAAAUAGAUUCAGGAUACUUGUACUUUUUGCCUUUCUGUGACAUCUGAUUGCUAACUCAGUCCUCUCUGUUCUGCAUGUGCUUUUAUCUCCGUAGAAUUUCCUUAAAGUGUUUAAUAAAAUGCUCUUCUGAAA
Dicentrarchus labrax (European seabass) is the source of this 2380-nucleotide messenger RNA. It is a transcript of the gene zc3hc1, whose product is annotated as zinc finger, C3HC-type containing 1. The coding region runs from base 34 to 1536 and encodes 500 amino acids. Gene Ontology annotation, cellular component: nucleus. The transcript is spliced from 10 exons. Gene Ontology annotation, molecular function: zinc ion binding. The record is from RefSeq and is a predicted model, not a curated record. Lineage: Eukaryota; Metazoa; Chordata; Actinopteri; Moronidae.